Messenger RNA from Polistes dominula (European paper wasp), 2255 nucleotides. RefSeq lists its product as uncharacterized. The record is from RefSeq and is a predicted model, not a curated record. NCBI's taxonomy places the organism in Eukaryota, Metazoa, Arthropoda, Insecta, Hymenoptera, Vespidae. Gene Ontology annotation, molecular function: calcium ion binding.
AUUCGGAGUAAAGCGUUUACGCGCGGAAAAAUUUCAACGUGUAGAAAGAAAAGACCGAGGUCAUCGAAAUGCCUGAGGAACAGAAGGCCCUAAAACUACAGGAUGUCUGGCGUACUUGUAAUAAAAUACGUGCUGCUAUAUUUCGUACGGGACUUAAUCUUUGGGACUAUUAUAAACCUUUAGAUCCCGAAAACAACAGCUUGAUUUCAGAAGUAAAAUUUGUCUCAGUUUUGUGCGGUCCACUGAAAGGAAUUAUCGGCUUAUCUGAUAAAGAAAUAUGCGAACUCGCUGAUUAUUUUCGAGUACAAGAUGGACGAAUUCUUUACAGGCAAUUUUGCGAGGUCAUUCACGACAGCGUUCCUGAUUUUAGUGGGAACAAACCAUUUGUAACUGGACUGGAAUGGGAAGAUCCACUUCAUGUUAAUGUAUUAAGUUCUACUGAACAUCGAAAAUUGUCUUUGAUAAUCACUCGGAUUGCUAUAUUGGUCAACAAGCGUAAACUAGUUUUGAGGCCAUAUUUUCAAGAUUACGAAUUAAUAGCAAAGAAUGCGGGUACCGUUACUUACGCACAUUUCGGCAGAGUAUUGAAAUUUCUCGACAUUGUUCUCGGCUCGGAAGAAUUUUGUUUAUUGGUUAAAAGAUUUUCUAAGGAUUCCUAUACAAUAAAUUAUGUUGCUUUCGUCAAGGCCAUUGACGAGGCACAAGAUUACAUGGAAAGAUGCGGGAUGCUUGAUCUUUCCGGUAAACUAUUAGAUCAAUUUCCUGGCCGAGUGAUAACCGCAGAAUUACCGAAACUUCCAAGGCCAGAAAUUGGCAGGGUUGACUUAAAUCGUGUUUUUGGAAAACAAAUCGUGUUUCAUCCUGUUAUGAAAUUACGAAAAGAACAUAUGCCAUUAACAGAAGUUAUUAGACGAAUUCAGAGACACAUAUUUGAGCAUAGAAUUCGUAUCUCUGAAUUCUUUAAGGAUUUUGAUCCUUUGAACGAUGGUAAAGUAACAGUAUCGCAAUUUAGAAGAGGAUUAGAUGCUCUCCAAGUUUCAUCCUUAGGAAAACUUUACAUUGCUGAGACAGAUAUUUGUUCGUUGAUUACAUUGUACAAAGAUCCUAACGAUCUUGAUCGUGUUUGUUGGAGGACGUUUGAAGAUGAUAUAAAUCAAGUUUUCACCGUUAGAGAAUUGGAAAAAUUGCCAAAUUUGCAAGUAAUUUCACCCCCGAAAGAAGUCGAGGAACUUGUUAAACGUGGUACGACUGAUUGGCAAUGUGAAAAAAAAACUAUAAGAGAAUUAUGCGAAAAUACGUUGUUAAAGGUACGACGUAGGAUCGAGGAACGACGGAUUUUGUUGAAACAAUUCUUUCAAAAUUACGACAAACAUAAUCAUGGUCACGUUUCGCGCGCACAAAUGAGACAAGUUUUAUCUACGGCGACGGUGCUUUUAUCACCCGAAGAGGAAUCAGCACUCGAGCAAAGAUACAACGACGAUUUGGGAUUCAAUUAUUUUAUGUUUUUAGAAGAAUUAGAAGCCAAACAAAUAACUCAACCAAUUUACGAUCAAAUGUUAAAACAAAAAAUACAAGUUAAUGCAGAGAAAGUAUCGAAACCUGGCACUGAAGAUGAAACUAACGUUGUCCUUGUAUUAGCAAAAAUUAAGGCCAAGGUUGUACGUGAAAGAAUCAAGGUAGCCGAAUUUCUUAAACAAUAUGAUACGCUUAACGAAUUGAAUAUAACAAUGGCAGAUUUUGUACGGGGAUUGGAUCAACUUCGUUGUAAUUUGAGUUCCACCGAAGUUGAUACUAUAGCGAAUAUUUUUAAAUCACCUAUGAAACCCGGUUUUGUCGAUUACGCGAGAUUUGCCGAAUGCGUAGAAGAAGCUGUGGCCAUGGGUAGUUUGGAACGAGCACCAUUAAUUGUACCAAUCCAACAUAUUCCUUCAGAAGCUAGCAGUAGAACGUUUCUUAAUUUUGACGAACGGCAUAUUUUAAGUCAAUCGAUGGACAAGUUGUGUGCCAUUAAACAACCAAAUUUGGAAGAACUUUUUGCGGAUUACGAUAAAGAAAAUAUAGGCACUGUUACGAAGAAUUGUUUGAUGCGUGCUUUGUCUAUCAGAGGAAUGUUGAAUUUGAUUAGCAGCCGAGAAUUAGAUAUAAUUUACAAAUGUUUUUCUAUCGAAAGAGUUGGAAAUCUUGGAUUUGAUUAUCGUGCAUUUUUACAAGCAUUGCGUUUGUUGCAAGAAAAUAAAAUGUCUUUACCUUUUUAA